UCAGGUUAAGUCUCCAAAGAAGUGUUACUUGUCUCAGAUCAAUUUUCUCAAUAUUUAUCACUUUUUCCAAUGUGUUACUAAUACGUUAACCAUUCUGGUAUAUACAAUUUUAUUUAAUUCCUAUGUGGCUUUCCAUAAAUUCUCACCGAUUACACCAAAGCAUUAGUGGGUUUUUGACAGUAACUUCAAGAAACUGUUAAGACUGUUAAGGGAAAAUCACUUCUGAUGAGAACUUGAAUAAGAAGGACCAGAUUGACUUAGAAAUGGCAGUCAUUUGAAAGAGGAUGUAUCUUUUAUGAGUUAGUGGGAGGACUGCUUAGUAGGCAACUGGAUGACAUUCUAGUGAGAUGCCAGGAGGGAGGACUAUAGAGAGAACCAACACCCAGCACCAAGGUAUAUAAAGAAGUCUAACCUGUAACAAGCACACUUCAGCAACGUGUUCUCUGCAGUUUAAUCAAGGCCCGGUUGUCUAUCUCUCUAUCCCUAUAAUGUCUAAUAACUUUUGCUCAGAAAUCCACAGGUCUCCUUCUUGUAGGAACUCUAGUCAUGUUCCUGUCACCUCACCUGUCACCAGUGGUCUCUGCUCCACUGAGACCAGGGGGAGAGAUGCUCCUUGCUCUCCUACUAGCAGCCUGGGCAGCAACACACCACAAGACAACUGUCAAGAGCCCUGCGGUGAACCCAGCAGUUGCCAGUCAACGAGCUGCAACAGGAGCACUAGCAGACCUUCAGUCUGUUCUCCGACUACUUCAGGAGUAUCUGGAUCCCAGGAAGGAACUAGCUGUCUUCCCAACACGUCCCGCCAUUCCAGCCUUGGCCGUGCAACGUUCUGUAGACAGCCUAUGAGUUGCUACGUUCCAAGUUACCUGUCUAAUGGAUGUCAACCCUUGGGCUAUCUGACCUAUGGCUGUCCACCACUGAGAAACCUGACCUACGGAUGUCGGCCUUUCAGCUGCCUGCCUGGCUGCUACGGGCCCACGAGCUGUAAUUACAGCAGCUUUCAACCCUACUCCUCUUCCUUGAGUGGUUGGCGUUAUCCUUACUGA
This is a messenger RNA of Rattus norvegicus (Norway rat), 1046 nucleotides long. RefSeq names its product keratin-associated protein 26-1-like. The record is from RefSeq and is a predicted model, not a curated record. Gene Ontology annotation, molecular function: structural molecule activity. NCBI's taxonomy places the organism in Eukaryota, Metazoa, Chordata, Mammalia, Rodentia, Muridae. Gene Ontology annotation, cellular component: keratin filament; cytosol.